This is a messenger RNA of Anguilla anguilla (European eel), 3485 nucleotides long. It is a transcript of the gene rnf41l, whose product is annotated as ring finger protein 41, like. The transcript has 8 exons. Bases 996 to 1907 code for a protein of 303 amino acids. The record is from RefSeq and is a predicted model, not a curated record. Gene Ontology annotation, molecular function: zinc ion binding. NCBI's taxonomy places the organism in Eukaryota, Metazoa, Chordata, Actinopteri, Anguilliformes, Anguillidae.
AGAAAACUUUCAGUUACCUAUGAAAAGGUUAAUUGUGUAAGCCUAUCUUUGAUUGGUGACUUGCAAUCUUUUGAAAAUGACUCACCAGUUUGUUGUAGGUUGCUAGAGUAGCCUACUUCCUAAUGUAUCUGAUUGUUAACUAGCCAGCAAGUUAUCUGAAAGUAAUUCGCUAAAGUUAGCUACCUGCCAGACAGCGACUUCAGAAAGCUGUAGUCAGUACUAACGUUAAUACUAGUCUAAAGCAAAAUUGUCAACAGGCUUUUGUCAGUCGUCUUAAAUGGUCUAAACAUCAUACUGCUGUCAUGAAUACUUCAUAGUUAGCGAAAUGUAUGACAUAGUCGUGUGUUCGCGGUUGCUAGCUUUCCGAAAUAAAAUGUACCAAGCAAUACUAGCUAACGAAUUUUUGUUACUGUUGGAUAGCUAAUUUAGUUGGAUCGCGUACUAUAGCGAUAGUGAUGGUGUUACAGUCACUGAGGUACAGGCGUUUGUGGACCGUGCUGUUUGAUAUUUGACAAGUUACAGUAUGAAUGUGGUGUUGACAGCGAGUGCGUAAUCCAAAAAUUGACGGCGUAAUCCGUUAAUCCAGUCAAAUACAUGUGCAAUGGAAACCAUCAAGGAUAUUCGACCACGCUUUGUUAUUUAAAACAUAAUCUUAUAUAUUUUAAAUAUUAAUUUGUCAUCUUAUACUAUCCACCAGGUAGAAGAUCAUUUAUUGAACACCAGGCUUUAUUGUGGACAAAAUGUAAACGUCAAAAAUAUUGAAAAGCUGGCUGCCUGGGCCCUGACUUGCCGUCUCUAAGGAAACUCAACAGCUGAUUGGACCGUUGGUCACCGUCUCGCCGUGCAGGGCGGCAGUUGGAAGCUGGAGAGAAGGGUAAAGCGGAUCAGUGAGAGGGGACAGAGGGAACUCCGGUUCUGGGGGAAGUGCAGCCCGAGGUCAAAGAGGGAGAGGAGGGUGGAACAGAGCCGAUUCCGUCAGGCCAGUGUCAGACAGGAUGGGCUAUGACAUUGAGCGGUUCGUGGGGUACGUGAACGAGGGGCUGCUGUGCUGCGUGUGUCGGGACGUCCUGGAGGACCCGCUGCAGGCGCCCUGCGAGCACGCCUUCUGCAGCUCCUGCAUUCACGGCUGGCUGGUGCACCACCACAACUGCCCUGAGGACCGCCAGUCGCUCGACGUCACCCUGCUCCGGCCCCUGUUCAGGUACAUGCGGAAUGACCUGAGCCGGCUGCAGAUCCGGUGCCGGAACCGAGACCAGGGCUGCGAGAUGGUGUGCUCGCUGGAGUCUGUGGACCGACACGAGAGGGAGUGCGAAUAUGGGCUGGUGGCCUGCACCAACACAGGUGGAGAGUACCUCUGUUAUCGAUGUGGGUGUCCCAUGCAAGUGGAGCGGCGCACGCUGGAGGCCCACCUGUCGGUGUGCGAGUUCCGGAGCCGCGAGUGUCCCAACGGCUGCGGCUACACCAUCCUCAGCUGCGACGACUCCCAGCACAGCUGCGUGGCCGAGCUGCGCACGGAGCUGGAGCUCCUUCGGUCUGAGAUGAUCUGUAAGGUGGAGGAGGUGCGGCACGAGAUGGAGUCCAGGCUGGACUCCCAGAGGAGGCACAUGGUGCAGAAGGAGAGCCUGCUGAAGAACGAGGUGGAGGAGCUGAAGGGCCAGCUCCUGAGGGUGAUGUCGGACGUGCGCGCCCUCCUGGGGGCCGAGCGUCUGCACAGGCAGGAGCUGGAGCAGGCCGAGCUGGAGAAGAGGGAGCUGCUGGAGCUGCUGAAGAGCCUGCAGAAGGAGGGGCGGGCCCCGGCCACGCCCGCCCCGCACCCCGCCGCCGAGGGCCUCCGCAAGCCCGGCAGCGCCCGCAGCCUCACCGUCGACUGCAUCAAGAGGAAGUCCCGCGAGGUCACCGUCAUCUGACACCGCCAAGCACCUCUUUCACACGCUAAAUACCAGGUGUCUGAUUGGCUGGCAUUUCACUGAAACAAUGGGGUGGAUUCAGUCAACAUCAAUAUUUAAUUUAGAAAAGAAAUGCAAGUUUUUUUCAUCUUCGCAUAUAGUUUGGAGUACAUUCUAGUCAUUGGCCAACUAUGAACUGUUACUUUGGGUAAAAAACUGAUAAAACUUUGAAGUAUUUUUAAGUAUAAAUGUUAAUUGAACUGAGGGCCAUGGGGAACGCUUUUAUGAGGUUAUGUACCUGAGGUACUUCAUGGUUUCAUUCGGUUCAGAAUUUAAAUGAAAUACUUAGCAUUUGUGUAGAAAGCAGUGCAUCUUUUAAGUCAGACAUGGCAGCACAUUUCAUACAGAUGGAGAACACCCGUGUUUUCAGUCUUAUUUGCUAUGCACAGAAUACAGGCCAUUCAGUGGUGAAUGUGGUGCGUCUGUAUAAUCUAGCGUAAAAUUAUCUUCUUUAGAAGUAAUGACAUUUCUUCUGCAUUCCAAGACGUUUCCAGUGGACCCGAGAGUGAAUGAAGAUUAGAUUCCAAAUCCUGGGAGAAGUAUGUCCUAUAACUGCCAUUUCAAUUACCUGCUGUCACUGCCAUUUGAAUCCAAAAGAAGUUCUCACACACAUACACAUACAAGCACAUUCAUUUUGCAUUGAUUGCAUUCCAGUAUCCUUUAAGUUUUAGCGCAUUGAUCAUUUUGUUACUAUAAUCAGCAUGACAAUUAUUGUGACUAUACACACGUUUUUGUGAUGAAAUCAUUUUAUUUUAUAUAUGUAUUCAUCCUUCAGUAAGUAGUCUAAUGUCCUGAUUUCAGUAUUUUUAAUCCUGUUUAGGUGAAUGCUUUAGAUUUUUUGUAUGUUGCUUGCGGUUUGCAUUCUUUCUCAGCUCAAAAACAUUUCAGUCAAUUUUACUGUUAGUCUUUAUGGAAAACCUUAGUCAGGGAUAAACUAAUGCACAUUUAAGAACUUAUGCAAUGUGUAAGGUAAUAUGAUGCAAAAUACUAACCUUAAAAUAAAAUUUGUAGAUAAAUAUUGUGUAUUUAACCAUUUUUUUUUAAAUGUAGAGGAAAACUGUUGCACGAUUACUCCUCAUUUCAACAUUUAUGUCCAGCAUUUAUCAGAUUUAAAGUUAAAUGUAAGGCACAUAUUUGAAUUUCUUGCACCUAGUCAGAGGUCUUGCAUGUGGUUGAUACCACAGAUGGUACUUUUUUUUUGUACCGAUAGAUAAUGGAGACUAGUGCAAACACCUGAGAGAACCAUAGAAUGCAGCAAAUUAAUCUGGCUGCAUGGACUGUUCCACACGUGUGGAGUGUAGUUCACACAUCUGUGAUUAUGACGACAAAAUACCUGGGUUUUCAGAGGAAAUGAAAUUCCGGUUUUUACACAGCAAAUAUUUAGUGUCACAUGAAUGUUUUGUACCAACAGGUUUUCACUUUGCACUUUUAAAAUGAGCAUAUAUUUUUGUCUACAGAUGAUUGAAGAGUCGCGACUGAAUUUGAUUGAUUGUCAUAUUUACAGUUUAAUGUUGCCUGAAUAAACUGAACCACACCCAA